This is a messenger RNA of Zonotrichia leucophrys gambelii, 1294 nucleotides long. Its product is annotated as deoxycytidine kinase 2. The transcript has 7 exons. The record is from RefSeq and is a predicted model, not a curated record. Lineage: Eukaryota; Metazoa; Chordata; Aves; Passeriformes; Passerellidae. Gene Ontology annotation, molecular function: ATP binding; deoxynucleoside kinase activity. Gene Ontology annotation, cellular component: cytoplasm. Gene Ontology annotation, biological process: nucleobase-containing compound metabolic process. Bases 226 to 1038 code for a protein of 270 amino acids.
GUCACUUCCUGCUCAAAGGUCUCUUCUCCAUUUCACUCGCCGAACGCCCAUUUUGUAACACCGCGGCGGCGGGAGCUGGGCAGGAGAGGCGGGGGAGGGGGCAGCGCCUCCGCCUCUUCCCGGGGAGGACUGGCGGGAAGCGGCCAUCCCGCCCACCCGCCUGGCGGGACGCUUAAAGUGCGCUGGAGCAGCCGGGAACCCCUUGAGUUCCCGCUCGGCACCGCCAUGUCUACCCCCGCCAAGCGGCACUGCCAGAGCCCCGCCGGCUCCCUCGAAUCCAGCUUCCAGAAGCGCCUCAGGAAGAUUUCCAUCGAGGGGAACAUCGCUGCGGGGAAGUCAACGUUUGUCAGGCUGCUGGAGAAACACAGCGAUGAGUGGGAGAUCAUCCCCGAGCCCAUCGCUAAGUGGUGCAACAUCCAGACAGCCGAGGAUGAGUAUAAGGAACUUUCAACAUCUCAGAAGAGUGGAGGAAACUUACUUCAAAUGCUGUAUGACAAACCCUCAAGAUGGGCUUACACAUUUCAGACUUAUGCCUGCUUGAGCCGAGUAAAAGCCCAAUUAAAACCUCUCUCAGCCAAGCUGUACGAAGCAGAACAUCCAGUGCAAUUUUUUGAAAGAUCUGUGUACAGUGACAGAUAUGUGUUUGCUUCUAACCUGUUCGAGUCUGGAAGUAUUAAUGAAACAGAGUGGUCUAUUUAUCAGGACUGGCACACAUGGCUUUUGAAUCAGUUUCAAUCAGAUAUAGAACUGGAUGGCAUGAUCUAUCUCAGAACCACACCUCAGAAAUGCAUGGAAAGGCUACAGAUGAGGGGCAGAAAAGAGGAGCAAGGAAUCGAGCUUGAGUAUUUGGAAAACCUCCACUAUAAACAUGAAACCUGGCUUCAUGAAAGGACUAUGAGAGUUGAUUUUGAGAACAUUAAGGAGAUUCCUAUUCUAGUUUUGGAUGUUAAUGAAGAUUUUAAGAACGACAAGAUUAAACAAGAGUACCUGAUUGAUAAAGUCAAGUCAUUUCUGACUUCUUUAGAAGAUGAAAAUUAAUUCCAAUAACAAGUCCAUGAAGUUCACUCAACAAUCUGUGUUUAAAAAUUUACUUAAAACAAAUGCAUUACCUGUAUAGCUGAUUUUAAAGCAAGCCUGAAAUGUAAUAACAUGAUUUGGGGUUUAUUUUUAUCCUUGUCUGAGCAGUGUGUUUUGCUAAAUCUUUUUGUAUAGCUGAAAAGAACAAAUAUGGGGUGUUUUGAUAUUGAUUUUUUUCUUUUAUAUUCUCUGCUGUUUAAUAAAGAUUUUAAAGUGA